GGAAGUCUUUGCUACCUCGUGACGAGAAAGUGACGAAAGAAAAUAACCUCCACGUUUUUCGGGACAAGGAUUUGUGUGUACGAUAUUCCUGAUUUUCUUAAUAAACUGAAUGAAAAUUGUUGUUUAUUUCGCACGAAACUACGUAACCAGCCAUGUUCAGGAUUUGCAAGGCUUCGUUGAGACGAUGUGGUGGCGAGAUCCGCGGACCGAUGCUGGGACGACGAGAAUUCCAAAGUCGUCGACGGAUUGACGUCGAGGAGCUCGCAGUUGAUGAUGAACGAUGUGGGGAUUCGACGGCGUCGGCCCGUUGGAGUACAUCGGUCGGAUGGAUGUCCGGGAGAAGUAGGGCGGACGCGUGUGGGACGUUGCGCGCUUUACUGGAAAUAAAGCCGAAUGGUCGAAUGGUCAAACGGCCUCUCGUGGAGAACAGAAGCUUCUUGGCAACACUCUCUUGAUCAUCGUCAUUUCCAACUUGUUCCUUUUGUAUUCUAUCAUCUCAUCAUAAUGUUGUUGUUGUUGUUGUUGCUCUCCCUUCUCACAUCAAUGGCCGCGACGUCCUCGUUCGGUGCAUUUUGUUUUGUUCGCCGGCUUGCUUGCAAGUUGAUCUGCCCGAUCGAGACUUUCCGGCCAUCUCUUCAUGAUUUGUCCAGUUUUGUUUGUUCUGAGCCCUACGAGGAGAACAGGGAGCCA
Messenger RNA from Marchantia polymorpha subsp. ruderalis, 690 nucleotides. NCBI's taxonomy places the organism in Eukaryota, Viridiplantae, Streptophyta, Marchantiopsida, Marchantiales, Marchantiaceae. The record is from the annotation of a GenBank genome assembly.